Molecule: messenger RNA, 2874 nt
Organism: Psilocybe cubensis
Lineage: Eukaryota; Fungi; Basidiomycota; Agaricomycetes; Agaricales; Agrocybaceae
Exons: 9
Coding region: 1-2874 (957 amino acids)
Biological process (GO): chromosome segregation; protein phosphorylation
Cellular component (GO): cytoplasm; centrosome; nucleus
Molecular function (GO): protein kinase activity; ATP binding
Source: RefSeq, a predicted model, not a curated record
AUGUCCUCCCCUUCCUUUCUUGCGAAUUAUGAACCCCUCGAUGUUAUUGGGAAUGGAUCCUUUGGAAUCAUCCGCAAAGUGCGCCGGAAAUCGGACGGUGUGCUGUUUGCGCGGAAAGAGCUGAAUUUCGAGAGGAUGACGGAGCGGGAUAGGAAGCAAAUAGUUGCUGAAGUAAACAUCCUCAAAGACCUGCAUCACGACCACAUUGUGCGAUACCACGACCGUUACGUCGACCGCGACGCUGGAAUCCUUUACAUUCUCAUGGAAUACUGCGGCGGCGGAGACCUCUCCGCCGUCAUCAAGCAGGCCGCGAAACAGAAUAGGCCGAUCCCGGAAGACACCAUCUGGCACUACUUCCUCCAAAUCCUCCAUGCACUCCACCACUGUCACCACCCAAAUGGACACACACGCUCCUCUAGCGGCUCCGGCUCCUCGCUUGAUGCAGAGGGCGCCUCGCGCCGUGUCCAAAUCCUACAUCGAGAUUUGAAACCCGACAAUGUUUUCUUGGACGAAAACAAUACAGUGAAGCUGGGAGACUUUGGAUUGUCGAAAGCACUCGCACAGGCGAGUUUUGCUAGCACUUAUGUUGGGACACCCUAUUACAUGUCCCCCGAACUCAUGCAAGAAAAGGCAUAUGACUCAAAAUCCGACAUCUGGUCUCUGGGAUGCCUCAUAUACGAGCUCUGUGCGCUCAAACCACCAUUCCACGAAGCCAAAACCCACUCCGAACUGAGCAUAUUCAUACGCAACGGGCGAAUCCCACCGUUACCCCGCGGAUACUCGCAGGCUCUUACGUCGGUCAUCAAGUCGAUGCUGAAUCUUAAUCCCGCCAUGCGCCCUUCUGCCGCGCAGCUCCUGCAGCAUGAACGACUUGAGCUCGUGAACAAGGUCUCAGAGGCCGAAAAGAUGCUCGCAACAGUGAAAGCCCACCGCGCAGCCGUGACCGCGAAAGAACGGGAGGUUCUCGCGCGCGAACACAACCUCCGCGAAAGCGAACAACAUUUCACCGCCGUCCUCUCCGCCAAAGACCAGGAAAUCGCGCAACUGCAACAUGCUGUCUCGCAGCUGCAGUCCCAGCUCACAUCCGCGACAGCACAGGGGGCGUACCAAUACACGAGGCAGGAUCUGGAGCACGCAGCGAAGCAGGCGGUCGGGCGGAGGGAGGAGGAACUAAGGGUGUUGGUAAUGAAGAGAGAGGAGGAGGUCGCUGCGGCGAUUGCGAAGAGGGAGGAGGAAAUUAUGGAGGCUGUCCGUGCGAGAGAAACCGAAAUUGACCGUGCCUGUGUGGCGAGAGAGGAGGCGGUGAGGCGAGAGGUGGAUGAGAGGGUGCGAUGGGUUGUUGAGCGGGAGAGGGUGUUGAGGGAGGAAGAGAGGAGGAUUGAGGGGGUCAGGAAGGAGGUGGAGGAGGCCAAGAGACGUGCUGAGGCGGGUGUUGGAAAGGGUCGCAAAGAUAAGAACCCGCUGGAGGAGGUUAAGAACGUUCUGUCGCAGGUUACACCUUCACAACCGCGGCGACGCAAACUGGAUCCUCAACCCACACCCCGUGCCAACGGCAGUAAAACCACAGCAUCCUCACAUCAACACUCUGCUUCGAAUUCCAGCACAUCCUCCAACUCUUCGUCCUCGUCGAAUGCCACGAAUGUUAGCGCGAACAACGCCGCGCUUGAGACGCCCACGGCUUCCCGUCCAUUCGCAACGUAUUCUGCAGACUAUAUGCCGGCAUCUGCUAUGAAGGGCGUGGUGCUGACUUCUACAGGAGAAACGCUUGCUACGCCGUCGCCCGCAGAGCUUGUCAGCUUGUUUACACGCUCGCCGAAGGUGGGUUUGGACUUUGGCAAAAUCUUUUCGCGGGAUGAGGGAGGUGGAAGUGGCAGCAGUGGGCAGCAGGGGCAGAGUCAAAAUCAAAUACCGCAACCGCAGUUGAACCCAGCCACGUCAUGUCAGUCACAACAGAGCCAGCAGCAGCAACAGCAACAGCAGCAAAGAGUCGCAAUGCAAUAUGAUGAUGAGGAGCUGGAUAGCCCUCCACCUAGCCCGAGUGCGCGGAAGGAGAGGGAAAGGGAGAAGAGGGACAUGAAUGGGAUGGUAUCGGCGCCUCCGCCCCCGACGAGGAUACGCAGGCCGUCGAUUCGGACGUCCGCACGGUCAGCGCCUGCCAGGACGAGUGGGUUCCCUCCUUCGACUGCCUCGUCGUCGAGUUCGGAUUCGUCAUCGGGGAACUCAAACUCGAGUCACACGGCCACACAUGGGAACGCCGUCAACGGCAACGCGAAUACAAAUGCAAAUGCAAAACAGAAUCCUAAGCCACUACCUCACCCCCACCUGCGCCCGUCUCGCUCAGGUUCGAACCUGGCCGCUGCGCGCGCGGCGGCGCAUGCUGCUGCUGCUGCUGGCCGUGUGCCCCUUCCUCCCGCGCCGGUGUAUGAUCUCGCAGACGAGGAAAAUCUUCCGAGUCCGUUUAUCAAGCGGACGCUGGGGAGGACACAGUCGCAUCCUGUUGUUGGCUCUAAUGGGAGCGGGAGUGCGAGUGCAUCUGGGAGUGGAAGCGCGAGCAAUCAACACACGACGGCUGCUGCUGCUGCUGCGGAGAGCUCGACAGCAACGCUGGGCGUGCCGUCGAGCAAGACGAAGCGGCGAGGUAGCAGCGGGUUACUGUUGCGCGCGGUGGCGGCUGCUAAUAGCGCUGGGCGGACGAGAAGUGCAGUAGGGGGGCUGAGAUCGCCGUUGAUGGACGAGGAUGGCGCGGAGGGUGGAGUGAGUUUCCCGCCUGCUGUUCCCGAACCUGGGCAAGGGAUGGGGGAGAGUGCGCGGCCUUCGUUGGCGAGUGCGCGCAAGGCGAGUGAGGAGGCGAGGAGAGCGUUGUUGAGAUCAUGA